AUGGAGCCCUUAUAUGAGGAAUACCUAGCCAAUCGUGGAACCAUAGUAAAACCUUAUUACUGGCUGAGAUUCUCUCUCGAUUGCUCUAAUUGUCCUUACCGUAUUCGGAUGGGUGAAGAAGCAAGAGUUCCCUACACAGAAUUUUAUCAUUUUGGAUUCCCUUAUGGACCCACAUAUCCUCAAACAAAACACCUCACAUUCUAUGAACUAAAAACUUCUUCUGGAAGCCUGGUGCAAAAGGGCCACGCUAGCAGUUUCACUGGGAAUGAUACCCAUCCGGAAUCAAUGUUAUUUGAGAUGAAUGGUUACUUUGACUCUGCCAUACACAAUAACGACGGCAUCAGGCCAGCAACUCCCCCUUGCAAUGAAGCUAACCACUGCUGCAUCAGCAAAAUGUAUAAUUCCCUGGUAAUGUAUCCAGACGUCACUCUUAGUAUUUACUUUUCUCAGCUCUAUCAUACUGAGGCUGAAUUUCCUGCCUCGGCGUGGAACCGCGAAGCUCUGCGGAGCCUGGCCAGUUUAUGGCCGCAGGUCACUUUGAGCCCAAUAAGUGGUGGGAUUUGGCAUUCUCUCCUCAACAACUUUGUGAGUGGUAUGUUGGGAGUGACUGUUUUCCAGCCCGUUUUAACCGGGAGAGCACUGGCAGACAGGCACAAUGCAUAGGAAAUCAAUGCCAUACCAGGGGUGAAACCCUAUUUCACCAAUAUUCUUGCCCAGGCAAAAGAGAAUCAGAACAUAAAAGCUCAGGCAGCUUUAGAGGGCUACCACUUAAACAAUGUCUUUCCCAGACCUUUUCAAGUGACAAGUGGACAACUGCAACCCAAUCUGACCCUAGACCCCAGGGUUCCUGUCAUUUUCGUACUGGUUCCUUUCAGAAACCUACCACCAAUCCAUGUAGGACAAAACCUACAUAAACCCAGGAAUAUCGUAAAGCACUUAAAUAUGCCUCAAAUAUCAUUCCAGGAAACCAAUGAUCUCAGAAUGCCUCCCAUUGUAAUGCCAGUGGAGAGAGUAGAAAUCACGGAACAGUUUGCUAGUAGCAAAGAGGCAGAUGAAAAGAAGAAGAAGAAAGGGAAAAAUUAA
Molecule: messenger RNA, 1083 nt
Organism: Kogia breviceps (pygmy sperm whale)
Lineage: Eukaryota; Metazoa; Chordata; Mammalia; Artiodactyla; Physeteridae
Gene: APOBEC4
Product: apolipoprotein B mRNA editing enzyme catalytic polypeptide like 4
Source: RefSeq, a predicted model, not a curated record